GGUCCCCAUCAAAUUCUCCCAUCAUCCGUGCUUUCGGCGAAUUAUCCCUCCAGACUUUUGCAUUCGGCCAACUUUGAGUCGUGACGCUGACUAGAAGAAACCGUGUUUGUAGUACUAUGUUUCCAUGGCCAUCUCUUCCGCGAGCUUUACCUGCACCUGCCACCAAGGCUUCUCGAGAGUAUCGAUCGACAGGAGGACUAAACUUCCUUGAUCCUAUGUUGCUCAUCUCUAUUUUCGGAGUGGGGCACCAUUUCUAUCGUCGUGUUCCAUCUUGAUUAGUUCAUACUCUGGAAUCAAUUCGUCUUAACUCUUUGGUUUUUUUCUGCAAUCCAAUCCAAAAGUUUCUAGCAUUCGCAGUCGAUCCUUGUUACAAUUUUAGGCCAUCCUUCUUAAUCUCGUUGGCCUACUUUCUUCUUCGCCUCUGAUAUGGAAAUUGUUGCUUCCGUUGUGUCCUUACUCGUGGUAGAAGGCGGAAAAUUUGUUUAUCGUUCAAUCAGUUCCAGGAUCAGGAGUUGCUGGCAUGGAGAAAGGAUGGGAGAUGCCGCUGAUUCUCACAUAAAGGUGGCGGAGCUUAUUCCCUGCCCUUCGAUUAGAGGCCACACGACCGCAUCGCAAACAAUGGCUCGUAUUCUAAAAUUGUUACACGAUGAUAAAGUACAGCGACUUGGAAUUUGGGGAAUGGGUGGAGUAGGCAAGAGCUACCUGGUGAAGAACCUAAACAACAAGCUCAGCAGGCCUUCAUCGUCACGGAAACCUUUCAGCUUGAUUAUCUGGGCGACUGUUUCGAAAACUACCUCAUCCCAAGAGCUGGAUCUGAAGAAUCUGCAGACCAAAAUAGCCAAUAGGUUGAACGUGAAGGAGGAGGAAACCGUGGAAAGGACAGCUAUACAACUUUCGAAAAGGCUUAGAAAGGAAAAGUUUCUUCUCAUUCUUGAUGAUGUAUGGGAAGCCAUCAACUUGGAUCAUGUUGGUAUCCCACGACCCCAAAAAAAAUCAGGGUCCAAGAUUAUACUGACAUCGCGGUCUUUGGAUGUUUGUCGAACAAUGAUGACUGAUGUCGAAGUUAAGGUAGAGGUCUUGACUGAUGAAGAAGCAUGGAAAUUAUUUAAGCAUCAAGUUGGAAAAGAAGCUGAUUUGCAGAACAUCAAACCAUUAGCGAAAACUGUCUGCAAUGAAUGUGGAAGGCUGCCACUGGCUCUCAUCACCGUGGGUUCAGCGAUGAGACGGAAGAAGAAGGUUGGCCUGUGGGAGGAUGUUAUAAAUGAGUUGAGAAUGUCAAGACCUUCUAUUCACGGUAUAGAGCCCAACUUGUAUAGCUCGUUGAAGUUGAGCUAUGACUCACUGCAGAACAAAAUGCUCAAAUCUUGUUUUCUGUAUUGUUGCCUGUAUCCGGAGGACUACUCCAUUCUCAUAAGCGAACUUGUUGAAUGCUGGUGGGCUGAAGGUCUGAUCGGCAAGCAACUUCCCUAUCACGCCGCUUUAAACAGGGGAAUUGCCUUGAUCGAGAGUUUGAAAGACUCCUGUUUACUGGAGACUGGUGAUUCAGAUAAUAGCAUAAAGAUGCACGACGUGGUUCGUGAUGUUGCGAUAUGGAUCUCAACAUGUGCAGGUCCAGAAUCCAAGUUUCUUGUUCAAGCUAACAUCGGAAUGACUGAAAUUUCAGAGGUUGAGUUGCGAAGUAAUCUGGAAAGGGUCUCUUUUGUGAGUAGUAGUAUAGAGACAUUGUCUGAUCAGGAGAUGGAAUGUCCGAACGUGAUAUCUUUAUUUCUCCAGUGCAAUUCCCUCCUACACAAUAUUCCAGAGAACUUUCUGCGGGGAUUCAGAGCAGUGAAAGUAAUGAAUUUAGGGGGAACCCAAAUAAGGACAUUGCCCAUUUCUCUCCUCCAUCUACGAGAUCUUCGCGCUCUUCUUCUGAGGGGUUGUAACCAUCUUGAGGAAUUGCCUCCGUUGGGAUGUCUUACCAAACUCGACAUACUUGAUCUCCAUGAUACAAGUAUCAAGCACCUGCCAGAAGGGAUGGAUCAACUAACAAAUUUAAGGAAGUUAGAUCUAUCAUACACACUCAACUUGGAAUUCGUACGACCAGAAAUGGUUUCUAAUCUGACUUCCCUGGAAUUCUUAGACAUGACAGGAAGUAGUUACUGGUGGCUCGUCAAGCAAAGACCUCCACUGCUCUCCUUUGAGAUUUACUUCCAAGAGGGCCACACGGAGAAUAGGGCAACCCUGGAAGAUUUACAGUCUUUGCAAAGGUUAUCCGUCCUACAUCUAUCCUUGCAUGAUACAGUGAAGGCCUUUGAAGAAAGCGACGUUUAUUGGAUAGGAAGGCUGAAAACAUUUCAGUGCUCAAUGAGUCUGUCGUAUUCACCGCGUGAUAUACAAAGACUAACAAGAUCCAGCGAGAAGGCUCUAAUUGGAAGAGACCUCUCAGGAGACAGUUUAGAAUGGUUCAUGUCUCACGCAACUUCUCUCGCCUUCGAUGAUUGUUGCAACCUUCAUGAGAUUCUGGAAAAUGUCGUCAUAAACCGAGUGGAAUGUUUUACUAAUAUGAAGAUAUUGACUCUCAAAGAUGCCAUGCUGAACGAAGGAAGCAAUGCUCAGUUUGACCUACUUCCGAAUUUGGAAGAGCUGUAUCUUGAUAACAUUGAGAAGAUAAAGAGCAUGUCAAUAUUAGCUGAUCGCUUGGGAUUGAGCUUUCCUAGAUUAAAAACUUUGGUGGUAACUGGAUGCAACGAAUUGGAGAAUCUUUUCUACUUGGGGGGUCGGAUCACAAGCCUGCCCAAAUUGAGCCAAAUCAAGGUAGACACUUGUGCCCAUCUGAAUGAACUCUUCCGGCACAUCGCAGGAAGCGCAAAAGAACAUGCUGCUGUUCCUAAAUUGCGGGCAGCACGUUUGAACGGGCUACCCCGAUUGCAAUGCCUCUGUAGGAGAGAGGAGUCCUGGCAGAGUCUGGUGGAACUCGAAGUCGUGCGUUGUCCUUCGCUCAAGAAGUUGCCAUUCAGGACCACGAACGGCAACUCGAUAAAGGAGAUCAGAGGCGAUGCACAUUGGUGGGGUAAAGUUCAGUGGGAUACUGAUGAUAUAAAGUUGUGUCUUGACCAGCAUUUUGUUAAAAUAAUAUAAAAUUGAUUGUUGAAGAUUUGAGCAUGUUGGUUGCUGAGCUCUAGAUUUGGUCGUUAGUAUUUUUCAAAAUGCCUUGAUCUAUAAUGAAUGUCAAAAGAAGAAAGAAAACGAAUCGGUGAAGCAUGAUUCUUGGUAGGCGCUUGAAGAAGAUCAAAGACAAGAAGGGUACAAGCAUUUAAUGAAGAAAACCUCAUCCAGCAUGAAGACAAAGAAGGCUGGAAAAACUCAUUGAAAAGUUCUCCACGCUUGUCUUCAUGUAAUCAUUGUGCCUACUCAUUUGGCUCUAUUUAUGUGCUUGUAUCACUUUAUGGACUUUCUUAUUUAUUCUCAUUUAAUGUUUGUACACAUCUAAUUACUUUAAAAGGUUAUGACUUCAAAUUUAUAGAUACACCAAAACAAAAA
Messenger RNA from Eucalyptus grandis, 3522 nucleotides. Its product is annotated as disease resistance protein At4g27190-like. The transcript has a single exon. Gene Ontology annotation, molecular function: protein binding; ADP binding. The record is from RefSeq and is a predicted model, not a curated record. Lineage: Eukaryota; Viridiplantae; Streptophyta; Magnoliopsida; Myrtales; Myrtaceae. The coding region runs from base 427 to 3120 and encodes 897 amino acids.